Molecule: messenger RNA, 1826 nt
Organism: Priapulus caudatus
Lineage: Eukaryota; Metazoa; Priapulida; Priapulimorpha; Priapulimorphida; Priapulidae
Product: nitrogen permease regulator 2-like protein
Exons: 10
Coding region: 3-1202 (399 amino acids)
Biological process (GO): cellular response to amino acid starvation; positive regulation of autophagy; negative regulation of TORC1 signaling
Cellular component (GO): vacuolar membrane; GATOR1 complex
Molecular function (GO): GTPase activator activity
Source: RefSeq, a predicted model, not a curated record
UCAUGGCUGCCCCCAAGGAAAGCAAAAUUGAAUGCUUAUUAUUUAGUGAAUUUCAUCCUACAGCUGGUCCAAAAAUAAUGUACCAGGCAUGUCUUUAUGCUUAUGUCCGUUACGUGUUAGAUUUUCCAGAAAAUUACAUAGAUAAGGAGCUGUUCGAUGCCAUUCACAUCUACAUCAUCACGAAACCACAGCUGCAAGGCAGACUGAUCAUGUCGAACGCAUUUGGCAAAAAAAUAAUGGGUUGUCCAGUUUGCAUUGAUCAUCCCAAGUAUGCAAGAAAUGCACUCAUCUUCAAUCUGUGCUUUGUAUUUGAUGGACUCGCAAACAGCAGACCUUACGAGAAGCCAGUCAGGAAACUCUCCCGAUAUCUGGUCUCUUUAGAGAGAGAGAGUGGAUUUCUAUCCAAUGAGGAGAGCAAACAAACACUGCCGAGAAUAAUGGCCCAGAUCCUCACCGACCUGAACGAGCAAGGAAGUUGUGCAGUGGAAGUUAACCAGGUGACAACUAUAUAUCUGAAGACAUUGCUGGUUAUUAACAACCCAGGAGAGGUGCAUAUGUAUGACGUUCCCAUCUUUACUGUGCAGUGCGACUCCUUCCACUCUCACCAGUGGGACCUCACAACACAACAGAUACUACCGUAUAUUGAUGGGAUGCGGCAUGUGGCGCGGAUAUCAGUCGAGAGUGAUGUUGCCAUUAGCCUUGUAAAGAGCUGCCUACAGAACAUGCUAUACUACGGCAUCAUUAAACUAUUGCCAAUAUUCCAGUAUUCCAAUGUCUACACUGUGACAUCAAAAAUCAACAGAUUGGCACAAGACAGAGAUCUGCAGAAUGAGUGCAAUAAAUAUGUCGCCAAACCAGGUCAGCUUGGCUUCCCCUGUUUUCGUGAUAUCUUCAUGCUGUUCUGUAGCCUUGGACCAGGCACCCCUGUUAAGGACUGGUGUGCACGUCAUAACCCCCAGCAACUAAAGGUGGACGAAAGGCGCCUCAUCCAGUUCGGCGUUCUCCAUGGCCUGCUACGACGGAUCCACAAAUACCCAGUGCUGUUAACAAAUGAGCCAGGCUCACAGAACCUGCGACUCCUUUCUCGCUGGCUCAACGGACAACAUCACUACGAUGAGAUAUGCUGCCGAACAGGGCUAAGUUACAGCGUGUUAGACGAGAUGAUAGAAGAUGAUCCAACCAUUGUUGUCUGCUGGAAAUAAACUCCAAUGUGUGGCUGCAUGGUCUCAAGUCAUUCUCGAAAACUUCAAUCAUUUUAUGAAGCAAUUUCUAAACAGUGUGUAUGAUGUCAUAUAUUCCUGCAUAUUCCUGCUGAUUGAAGAUGAAAACCCUCUACGAAUAGUGUACAUAUUGUAUAUAUUUCAGAUGAAAUCAAAUUGUGAUAAUAAUGUUUGUCAGUGGAAUAAUGCUUUAAUUUGUAGUAAUUAUACUUGUGAUGCAUCGUGUAUAUAUACACAUCAUAUCCUGCAAUUGAUAAGAUCAUGUUAGCAGGUUGAGUUAUCCAUAUAUUAUAUGGCCCGCAUUACUCUCUCAUAACAUAUUUUGUAAUGUAAAUAUGUACAUAAAACAUUUCACUUGCGAUAAGAUGUCAUAAUAUAUUUUAUGAUACCAUGCAGUGUUGGUGUGUUAAUUUGAUCAACGAAAAAGACUAUCUCCUUCCUUUCAGACUUACAUUUACAGUCCACAAUCUACUAUCUAGAAUAUUCUUUUGUUAGAAUAUUAUCGUAAAAAUUGUAAAUAUUAUUGCUAAAUAUUGCUGCUAAUAAACACGUUGGUGUUUUCAAUACGCGAAGAAUUCGUGCCGUGUUAAAAAUAAGAGCGAGCGU